Gadus chalcogrammus (walleye pollock) is the source of this 1747-nucleotide messenger RNA. Its product is annotated as leucine-rich repeat-containing protein 3-like. The coding region runs from base 361 to 1245 and encodes 294 amino acids. Lineage: Eukaryota; Metazoa; Chordata; Actinopteri; Gadiformes; Gadidae. The transcript has 2 exons. Gene Ontology annotation, molecular function: protein binding. The record is from RefSeq and is a predicted model, not a curated record.
AGAGAGAGGGAGGGGAUUGAGAGACGUCCCCUUCUAGGCAGUGUUGGCAAGUGUCUUGCUGGGUUUGACCAAGAGAUGACACAACUCAGGGUCUCUAACGUGGCAAUAAUAAAACAGACAUCGCAACCGAGGGUCUAUAUUUCAAAUAAGCUUGUUUAGCUCGGUUCCAUCUCGGACUUGUCUAAUAUAUCCGACCGACUGGGAGGAGAGAGAGACGGUCUAAUUGGUCGUCACUGGAUGUCAACUUGAGGACAACGGGCUUCUGCAGGCUCAGCACGCACACACAGACACGCACGUGUCUGUGUGUAGUGAGUGUGUGUGAUCAGACCCUGGACCUCGGCCGGGUGCUAUGGUGAGGCGAUGCCGACAGGCUGGAGCGAGGAGAGAUGUGACGGCGCCGCUGGGACCGCUGGCCAACGUAGCCCAGCGUCCCCAACCUCAUUCUGGCUGCUGUGCUCCUUCCUCCUGUCCUCCGCGGCCUGGCGCCCCCUCACCGCCGACGACCCGUGCCCCGAGAAGUGCCGCUGUGACUGGGACACGGCCACGGUGUGGUGCUCCGACGCCGGCCUGGCCGAGGUCCCGUCCGGCCUCCCGGCGGAGACCGUGGCCCUGCACCUGGAGAACAACUACAUCCGGCUGGUGCCCGAGGCCGCCUUCGCCGAGCUGCCCCUCCUGCGGGACCUCUACCUGUCGCACAACCGCAUGGAGACGCUGGCGUCGGGGGCCCUGCGCCACCUGGGGCCCGAGCUGCGGCUGCUGGACCUGUCCCACAACCAGCUGAGGCGCGCCAGCCGGCAGGACUUUGGGGCCACGCGCGCCAAGACGCGGCUUUUCCACAACCCGUGGCACUGCGACUGCGCCCUGCAGGAACUGGUGGAGGCGCUCAACCUGGAGGCCGAGACGGUCAACGGCAUCGUGUGCGAGACCUCGGUGCGCGGCGGGGGAGUCGGGGAGGGGAGCCGCUGGGAGGAGCCCCCGGGGGCGCAGCAGCAGGGGGAGCACGCGGGCCAGCCGCUGGUCAAGCUGCUGGACGCCGGGGUGAACUUCUGCAGCAUGCAGCGCAAGACCACCGACGUGGCCAUGCUGGUCACCAUGUUCGUGUGGUUCUUCAUGGUGAUCGUGUACGUGGUGUACUACGUGAGGCAGAACCAGGCCGAGUCCCGGAGGCACCUGGAGUACCUGAAGAGUCUGCCCAGCCCGAAGAAGGUCCCCACGGAGACGGACACGCUGAGCACCGGGUUCUAGGCCAAACCCGGCGGGGGUGGAGGGGGUUGGAACGAUUGGGAUUGAUCCAAGGAUUCUGGGGAAUGCUGAUAUCUUCAGCCUCUCCUAUUUGGAUGGAACCAGUCCAGUUGACUUGGCAGGCAAGACAUGAAUUUGCCCUUUAGACUGUUUCUAUGGUGCCCACAGGGGUUUUCUUUUGUUGUCAAGAAAAUUGCUCAUGUGCUGUUGUUUUAAAUUACAUUUCGUAAUUUCCCGGUGAAACACAGACUCCCUUUUCACAUGAGUAUUGGUGAGAUCUUAGCAAACAGCCUUUUAGCAGCUGCGUGAUCGAUUCCUCCCUUUUUCCUUUUGGUCCGUUCCUUUCUUCUUUGCAUGCGGCUUGUCCUUUAAUCUCCCAGCGUUGAGCCAUCCGUACGUCCGCUGUUCUGGCUCACUGACCGCCAACAAGCACCUUUAACAGAGGAUGAAAUGGACCGAAAGUGCCUCACACACAGACACCCAUACAGGGAGACCGGACGCUGAU